Molecule: messenger RNA, 2671 nt
Organism: Neltuma alba
Lineage: Eukaryota; Viridiplantae; Streptophyta; Magnoliopsida; Fabales; Fabaceae
Product: beta-glucosidase 44
Exons: 16
Coding region: 1058-2572 (504 amino acids)
Biological process (GO): carbohydrate metabolic process
Molecular function (GO): beta-glucosidase activity
Source: RefSeq, a predicted model, not a curated record
GACUCUGCAUUUGCCAACAGACCUCCCCUUGAUAAUCAACGGCUAAGGAGGUUUGUUACAAAACUUUAUGUGAGUUCUGGGCUGUCCAAUCUAUUUUGCAUGAUGUGUUACUUCAACUUGAAGCAAUGUCCAAAGUUCCUUUUUCUAUGUUGCUGGUCAAGGAAACAAACUUAUGAUGCAGCAGCAGCAGCGUGCCCUCUUCGAUUAAAGUUGAGAAAACAAAGGUUUGGGAAAUUCAGUUGAAGACGGGGUUUCCUAAGAAAGGCAAGUGGUUGAAAAGUACAAGGCAUUCAUCGUUUCUGCAAUUAAUAAUGGCGUUAGGAUUGGGUGGAGUUUUGAGGUAUAAAGAGUAGAGUGUACUUCGUGAUUCCAAUAUGAUGACGCACGUACCUAAUCGCUGCAGAGGGAGUUGUUAGAUGAGAAUCAUGUUUUGUGUGUGGGUAUAAACAGUUGGUGGGUAGGAAUAGGAAAAGAGGGGAUUACUUGAACAACACACAAUGCACAGAUCACAAAAUGUUGAAGCAACACAUGAAUGAAUGCUGCGUAUUGAAAGCAAAUCAUGCAUACGUGCGUGGGAAGUCGACCACAACACUUGAAUUGGACUGGUAGCCCAAAACACGAAACUUUGUAUAUGGUGCAUGGUAUUGUUUGGAUCAGCAAAACAAGACUCGUGGAGGAGCAAAAUUUGGGGUAUAGAAAAGUCGUGAAUCUAACAGAAUUUGACAGUAUCAGGCGAGUCGCUACAAAUUCAUGCGCACCACAAGUGUAGAAGAAAAUAAAGAUGAAUGAUUUCGCGUCAUUUUGUUGGAAGGAUGAAUGGCAAGAAAGGAGAGUGAUGCGAUAAUGAUAAUAAACUAAACAGGGCUGGCGGAGGAGGCAGAACAGAAGGGGACGUCGCCCACCGAUCUCUACUUGCUGCACAAGCUAAAAAGAUUGCAAAAUGACAAGGCAGCUUCCUCUUUGGCCCCCAGAUUCUGGAGCCAGAAUACGUCCCUCUCCCCAGAACAUCAAAACCCCCCACCUAAAUAUAGGACUUGGAUAUGCUUUAUCCCCGUGAAUGAAUCAACCUUAUCGCAGCCACAUGAAUAGAAAACCUGCAUGGGAGGUUGAUGAUGAUGCAACCGCCUUGGAUUUUGAUACGGCAGGACUGAGCAGAGCCAACUUUUCCAACGGUUUUGUGUUCGGAACCGCCGCGUCUGCUUAUCAAGUGGAGGGCAUGGCCCUCGCCGCAGGCCGUGGCCCCAGCAUUUGGGAUGCUUUUAUCCAAAACAAUCCUGGGGUUAUUGCAAACAAUGGCACUGCAGACGUUGCUGUGGAUCAGUAUCAUCGAUAUAAAGAAGAUGUGGAUAUCAUGGCAAAUCUAUACUUUGAUGCAUACCGCUUCUCCAUUUCAUGGUCCAGAAUUUUCCCAAAUGGAACUGGCGAAGUAAAUUGGGAAGGCGUUGCCUACUACAAUCGGCUGAUUAAUUACUUACUGGAGCGAGGUAUUACUCCAUAUGCAAAUCUUUAUCAUUACGACCUCCCUUUAGCUCUUGAGUUGAAAUACCAAGGAUUAUUGAGCCGCAAUGUUGUGAAAGACUAUGCAGAUUAUGCAGAAUUCUGUUUCAAGACUUUUGGAGACAGAGUGAAGAAUUGGAUGACAUUUAAUGAACCAAGAGUAGCGGCUGCUCUUGGUUAUGAUAAUGGCUUCUUUGCUCCCGGAAGGUGUUCAAAAGCAUUUGGAAAUUGUUCGGUCGGCAAUUCAGCCACUGAACCUUACAUUGUUGCACACAAUUUGAUACUAAUGCAUGCAGCUGCAGUUCAAAGAUAUCGAGACAAUUACCAAGAAGAGCAAAAAGGAAGGAUUGGAAUCCUCUUGGAUUUUGUUUGGUAUGAACCUCUUACAAGAUCAAAGGCUGACAAUCGUGCAGCUCAAAGAGCUAGAGACUUUCAUGUCGGAUGGUUCAUCCAUCCUAUUGUGUAUGGGGAGUAUCCAAGAACUAUGCAAGUACUUGUUGGGAAUAGGCUCCCCAAGUUCACUGAGGAAGAAGUCAAGAUUGUGAAGGGUUCAAUAGAUUUUGUUGGCAUCAAUCAGUAUACUACGUACUACAUGUAUGAUCCUCAUCAACCAAAAUCAGAAAUCCUGGGCUACCAGCAAGACUGGAAUGUUGGAUUUGAAUAUGCAAAGAAUGGAAAGCCUAUUGGUUCAAGAGCAUAUUCAAAUUGGCUGUACCAAGUACCAUGGGGCAUGUACAAGGCAUUAAUCUACAUCAAGGAGCGUUAUGGAAACCCAACAGUGAUAUUAUCUGAAAAUGGAAUGGAUGAUCCAGGGAACUUGACACUUGCUGAAGGGUUGCAAGAUGCUGCAAGGAUCAAUUACUACAGAGAGUACCUGAGUCAAAUGAAGAAGGCUAUUGAUGAUGGAGCGAACGUGGUGGGGUACUUUGCAUGGUCCUUGCUGGAUAACUUUGAAUGGAGAUUGGGAUACACAUCUAGGUUUGGCAUUGUCUAUGUUGAUUUCGAUACCCUCAAUAGAUACCCCAAGAUGUCUGCAUAUUGGUUCAAGCAGCUACUUACCAGAAACAAGCAGUGAACACAACUGGCGAAGAUACCCAUAAUAAUGUCUCGUGUGGUUUUGCCCCAAAUACGCUUGUGUUAUUAACGAGUCAUCUCUGAUUUCAAAAUAAGUGCU